Malus domestica (apple) is the source of this 1067-nucleotide messenger RNA. Its product is annotated as cytokinin riboside 5'-monophosphate phosphoribohydrolase LOG3. Gene Ontology annotation, biological process: cytokinin biosynthetic process. The record is from RefSeq and is a predicted model, not a curated record. Lineage: Eukaryota; Viridiplantae; Streptophyta; Magnoliopsida; Rosales; Rosaceae. Gene Ontology annotation, molecular function: hydrolase activity, hydrolyzing N-glycosyl compounds. Gene Ontology annotation, cellular component: cytosol.
UUGGGAAGUUCUGUAAGGUCAGAAGUAAAACAGAGACAGAGGAACUAGCAGAAAAAAGUUGUGUCUUAAAUUAUCCAUUUGAUUCUGAAAAGUAACAUAAAAAGUUGAGUGGUUUGAGCAAGAAAGAAUGGAGAUUGAGAGUGAAAUGAAGCAGCAAUCCAGGUUUAGGAGGAUUUGUGUGUUUUGUGGGAGCAGCCAAGGGAAGAAGAGCAGCUAUCAGGAUGCUGCCAUUGAACUUGGCAAGGAACUGGUUUCAAGGAACAUUGAUCUGGUGUAUGGAGGGGGAAGCAUAGGACUGAUGGGUUUGGUCUCACAAGCAGUUCAUGAUGGUGGUCGCCAUGUCAUUGGAGUUAUUCCCAAGACGCUCAUGCCUCGAGAGUUAACUGGUGAGACUGUGGGGGAAGUGAAGGCAGUUGCAGGCAUGCAUCAAAGAAAGGCAGAGAUGGCUAAGCACUCAGAUGCUUUUAUUGCCUUACCCGGUGGUUAUGGAACUCUGGAAGAGUUACUUGAAGUUAUAACCUGGGCUCAGCUUGGAAUUCAUGACAAGCCGGUGGGAUUGCUGAAUGUUGAUGGAUACUACAAUUCCUUACUAUCGUUCAUCGAUAAGGCCGUGGAAGAGGGAUUUGUUAGCCCGAGCGCACGCCACAUAAUUAUAUCAGCACCAACAGCCAAGGAGCUGGUGAAGAAGCUGGAGGAUUAUGUCCCAUGUCAUGAAAGAGUUGCUUCAAAGUUGAAUUGGGAGAUGGAGCAGCUUGGCUACACACAAGAAUAUGACAUCUCAAGGUGAUACUUGCUUGGCAGCAUUCAAGCACUAGUGCACUAAAGCUUGUUGGAAUUUUGGAAGUUGAAGAAGCUAAUUUUUAGAACUCUAAAUUUGUAAUAUGGGGAUUUUUUUUUUCAUCUUUUAUUUUUGGUUUUCCCUUGUAAAUUAUUGGAAUUGACCUCACUAUGUGAAGCUUCAAUACUCUGUCUGUGGAAAUUUCCUGCCCCUUUUAUAACUUGUAAGUAACUAAGGCUUUUGUGAACCUUCCCAUAUAUUAACGAAUUUAUACCUUUAUUGUUCUGCA